AUGUACUUUCGUUUGUUUGGAGCACUGGCGGUGGUGUUGGUGCUGCCAUUUGGUGGAGCAGCGUUUGAGGACGCACGCUGCUGCCUUUGCGGCUGUACGUUGAUGAUCAGUCCAUCAUCGGAACAUCCACAACUAGAGAUAGAUGAUUUGCGUCCGGAGGAUAUUCCUCGUGACAUCAAAUCGUCAUCAGAACUAACCAUGGCACCAUCGGACUUCUUUACCAACAGUGAAGAACUACUUCGUCGUUCCAUCGAACAAAGCUGGCGAGGAGGGGUCGAGGGAUCAUCUGACGACAGGGAGCUUUCUGAUGAUGAGACAUCGGUGAGGACGGGGCCAAUUCGUGCGAUUGAAGGGGCGGCGAGGUGA
Molecule: messenger RNA, 366 nt
Organism: Acaulospora colombiana
Lineage: Eukaryota; Fungi; Glomeromycota; Glomeromycetes; Diversisporales; Acaulosporaceae
Source: the annotation of a GenBank genome assembly